AACUUCAUAUUUCAACGUCAUGACUCAUCCAAGGAUAAGUUCAUCCAUCCAGAUGAAAGAAAGGCACAACAACGAGUUGCGGGAUAGCUUCAUGCCACAAAGAUGUUUGAAAACCUCAGUUUUUUUUCCUAUUUGUUAAGGUGAGAUCAGAGCCAACGAGCUGCUGGGAAGUUUACACUCAUCCGAGGAAAACACUGCUUCCAACAGAGUGUCCCUCUUUUCCCCUCUAGUGACCUUGGUGUGGCUGCUUUCCAAAGCCAGACAUGAAUCUCAGCUGUGGUUCUCCGAUUCGUGGCAGGCUGUUUAUAAAGUUGUUUGUAACAAAGAUUUCACAAACGUUUUCUGCUGUAAUGACAGCAGCAACUUGGAAUUUUUUGGGGAAUAUCUGAAAAGUUUCGUCAGUUCCAUUUGAGAAUAAAUAUAACAUCCAAAUUGUAAAUAAAUAAAUAAAUAAAUUGUUUUAUGAGAAGGAAGAUGGGGGCCUCUUUGCAUCUGCCACGCCCUUGUCAUGCCAGCGGUCCAGAUGUCAUGGGAACCAAUAACAGCUGGUCCUGGUGCCGCUGCGUGUGAAAAGCUGCUCCAUCUGCAGAAACCCAAUCCCUCUGUGAAACCAGCACGGGAUUAGGCACUUUUGAUAAGGUCCUCGAGACAUUUCUAUUUCCAAAGAACAUCAGGAACAACAAACUGCUGAGGUGUUUACUGGACAUGCAUGCAAUGUGCACAAUGUGAAGGUUCCAGCCUGAAGUUUAAGUUUCUUUGGUUAGAAUCAAUCCUGCAGACCGUCGCUGGAAUUACCAAUAAAUUCCCAGAGAUUAAGUGGAUUAGUCAGAUGGAGAUGAGCAAGUCUUUAACAGAGAUGUGGCCUCACUGAGGUCAUGGUGUCUUGGAGAAAAGGGGAGGAGAAAGCGACUGAGCAGGAUUCUUAAAUCACAGAAGUCGAAAGAACAGUUUCAGUUUUAGGAGCUUCUUAUCUCACUGGUUUAUUUAACAUUUACGGCUUAAAAAUGGGAAUUUAAAAAGAUUCAGUCCCAAAUUAUUCCUUUGACUCUGGUGGAGCCGUGACGCACAGGUGGAACAGCCAUGUCCACCGGCUCUGCUACAAGUGAUGCUGAAGACAACGAGACACGUGACAGAAUCCGUCUGAAGAGGACAAUCACCCGGCACGGCUCGGGUGAAGAUCUGGAGGAUGACACUGCGAAGAGGAUCGUCGAACAGAGCCGCAGCGGCAGAAUCUCCAAGGCGCGCCUGAAGGAGGCGCGGCAGACGCAACGGAACGCGGCCAACGCGCGCGAGCGGGCGCGCAUGAGAGUGCUGAGCAGAGCCUUCUCUAGACUGAAAACCAGCCUGCCCUGGGUUCCAGCGGACACCAAGCUGUCCAAACUGGACACCCUCCGUCUCGCUUCCAGCUACAUCUCCCACCUCAGGCAGCUGCUGCAGGAGGACCACUUCGAGAACAACUUUGCGCAUCCUGUCAAUCUGACAUGGCCAUUUCUGACCAUAGGACGAUCAGAUGAUGACGUCACUUCCACUGUCAGACUAUAAACACCUGUCUGCUGGAAAACAGGACUCAGAAAAAAAAUCCAUCACCUGUGUGACCUUUUCUUUUUGUCUUAAAAGCUGAAACAGUUUUACUUCCGUGCUGCACAGAUAAGCAUCGUGUGACGAACCCAGAGGUUCUGCUCUCUGAUAUCCUGGAGAUCUCCUGCUGCAGGCCCCAAGUCCUGCAAACCAGUCGCACACCACCAGAGGCCAGCAGAGAGUGUUGUGGAACAGCUGCGUCCAAUUGCUCAUCAGCCGCUCCUGAAGCCUUUUUAAGCCUCCUAACUCAUCAUUCAUGGAGACACAGCUACAGAGGAGACUUAGUGUUAAAACCGUGGUCGCUCCUAGACUCUGUAUAGUAACUGUGAUCUCCAUUCGUAGGUUUUGGCUUGCUGUCAGUGUCCUAGAGUUUUUGCUAUAGAUAUUGGUUGGCUGGUAGUAUCCCCGAGUUAAUAAGUUUAAUACAGUUAAAGGAUAUAGAUAAAAUGUGCUUUUUGCCUCCUGUUAUUGUUUAAUCUCCCAAUCCUCAGUUUAGCUUGACUUUGUUUUGUUUUGGAGGAUUUUUAGUUAGGCAGAUUUCUAGCUUCUGUUUUCGUUUUAGUGUUUAGU
Messenger RNA from Nothobranchius furzeri (turquoise killifish), 2148 nucleotides. RefSeq names its product musculin (gene msc). NCBI's taxonomy places the organism in Eukaryota, Metazoa, Chordata, Actinopteri, Cyprinodontiformes, Nothobranchiidae. Gene Ontology annotation, biological process: regulation of transcription by RNA polymerase II; skeletal muscle tissue development. Gene Ontology annotation, molecular function: DNA-binding transcription factor activity, RNA polymerase II-specific; RNA polymerase II transcription regulatory region sequence-specific DNA binding; protein dimerization activity. The record is from RefSeq and is a predicted model, not a curated record.